Carassius gibelio (silver crucian carp) is the source of this 3400-nucleotide messenger RNA. Its product is annotated as XK-related protein 9. Bases 326 to 1450 code for a protein of 374 amino acids. Gene Ontology annotation, biological process: phosphatidylserine exposure on apoptotic cell surface; apoptotic process involved in development; engulfment of apoptotic cell. Gene Ontology annotation, cellular component: plasma membrane. The record is from RefSeq and is a predicted model, not a curated record. The transcript is spliced from 4 exons. Lineage: Eukaryota; Metazoa; Chordata; Actinopteri; Cypriniformes; Cyprinidae.
AGUGUCAGGGAAUGAAUGAUUGCUUUAUUUACUCAUUGGUCCACCCCUUGCAUUUACAGUGUCUAAAGAAAUAUUUGGGUGUGUAUUAUAUCACACAUUAACAGAAAGGGAGUGGUUUGUUCAGUCAUAUGAAUGAUGUGAAAUCAUAUGGUCUGAACCAGAGACUCGUGGUCACUGCUGAUAUGAGCAAGCAGAAGACAGGAAACCCUGGUUGGAUAAAGACAUGAGGAGAACAAGUAAACCAGCUGUUCUCAAGGAACCAAAUGUCUGUACUUAUUCAGCAUUAACAAGACAAUACUGCCGGAAGUGUUCAUAAAUCAUAAUCAUGAAGUCUGGAGAGAAAUUUACCUGGUUUCGGUGGCUAUCCACAGUUUUUGGAAUCAUUUUUCAUUUAGGAGACACUGGAUCAGACUUCAUGUUAUCUGUGCAGUACUUCAGAAGUGGACAUCUCAUCUGGGCCACACUGACUCUUGUGUUUGUUCUGGCUGGAUCUGUAUGCAUACAGGCAUUCAGCUAUGCAUGGUUCAAAGAUGAUAAGAAAAAUUAUAAAGACGACGAGGGUCUGUCCACUUGCCAUCUGAUCGGGAUACAUGUACUGCAGAUAGGCAUUUUUACAAGGUAUAUCCAUCUCCUGAAGAAGAGUUUUAAAGCCCUGCGUUCGGGACAGGAGGAGCAGUUACAGAUUUUCGGUCUUGCUGCCGAUCUUAGCAUGCUCCGCAUGUUUGAGACAUUCCUGGAGAGCAUUCCUCAACUCAUUCUGCAGGCUUAUAUCAUACUGGAGCACAACCAUCGCUCUAAUCUGCAAUACAUCAGCAUGGCCCUGUCUUUUCUCUCCAUAGCCUGGGCCACGGUAGACUAUCGUCGCUGUUUACGGCAAUCUCUUACUUACCUCAAGCAAAUGCCUUCUGGAGUCCCAACAAUCGUAUAUCUGUCCUACAAAAUCUUUACCAUAACCCCUCGAAUCCUCAGCCUCACGCUCUUCAUCAUGCUCUCCCCCUUCAGUACUGUACCAAUGGCCUGCAUCUGGCUGUUGGGAACCCUCUGGGCAUUCCUGGAGCAGACCAGCUUCUGCACUUCACGAGCCCUUGAACAUCUUUAUCGAGCCGUUGUUGGAGUUAUCCUCAUUUUCACCUUUUUUAACAUUAAAGGACAGAACACCAGAGUUCACAUGACACUGUAUUACACUUUCAGCGUGUGUCACAACCUUUCGGCGCCUAUUGUGUUGUUUCUGCUCAAACCAGAAUCUGAACGGACCGACUACUUCCUGCCAAUUUUAUUUUUUAUAUUAGUGUCAAAUUUAAUGGGCCUGGGUUUUCUGGGACUCUAUUACAGCCUCCUGCACCCCCGUGAACCUGGCAAAGAGGGAAAAAGAGCAGAAGGAAUGGACGAAACAGAUGGAAUGAAAAAUGAGACAAAAACAACACGUUUACAGAAUUUUUUGCAAAUAUAGUCUUGCUCAUUAACUAAUGAACUUGAUUAAGAAAAAGGUGCACACACACACACACAUACACACACAUAUAUAUAAAUAGAGAGAGAGAGAGAGAGAGAGAGAGAGAGAGAGAGAGAGAGAGUGAGAGAGAGAGAUUUAUGUUGGAAUUGAUAAAGUGUGAAGAAACUACAGUAUGUUUAAAUGUAAUAACAUGUCUGAAAGCUGCUAAGGAAGGUGUUAUAUCUGAUUUAUGAAAUGUUGAGGUUUCAUUGAAUCUGUAAAAAUGACAAAUAAGCUUUCUACUGCCAAUAGAGCUGUCCAGUUUACAGUCCUAAAGUGACGAAUAAUUACAGAACUUGUGAUUUUUGUCAAAAGGGCCCGAAUGGAGUAUGUUUGUUAACUCCUCAAGUCAAUGCAGCUGUUCACUAUUGUUUAGCUUUAAGUUAUAAUAUGCACUCUUACUUUAAGUUUGUGGUUACCGAAAGUUUUUUUUUUAUGUGUAAAUGAACAUGAAUUGUUUGGGUCACAAGAUUUGAAAUCUUUUUUAAGUAUAAAAAUUAAUACAUGCUGCUCACAAUCAUCCGAUCAAAAAUAUCAAAUAUAGUAAAAUUAGUAAUUUGUGAAAUGUUUAUACAAUUUAAUUAAAAAAAAAAAUUUUUGGUUGUUUUUAUGGACUUUAAACUACUAUAUUAAUGUGCUUGCAAAGCAUCAUUACUCCAGUCUUCAGUACCACAUGAUUUUUCAAAAAUCAUUCUAGUUUGCUGAUUUGUGCUUAAGAAGCAUUUCUUCUUAUUAUUAUCAUUGUUGAAAAUAAUAGUUUUUGUGGAUCUUACUGAACCACAACUUUUAAAUGGUAGAAUAAUUCCUUACAAAACAAAAAUCCUUGCUUCUGGUCAGUUUUCUAUUAGUAGUUCAAUCACUAGCACAAAAAUAACACGAGAUGGCACUGUUGUUCUACAAAAAUCUUUUGAAUUAAGUAACUACUGCCUUAUCCAACAGGAGAUUUUAUCUGCUUCAUGGAGACUUGUUAAAUCAUGAGCUGAGAUUUAAAACUUUGACACUUUAGAAUAGGUAACACUUAUUAGUUGCUUAUUAGCAUGCAUAUUACAAGAAUAUUAGCCAUGUAUUAGUGCUAAUUAAGAACAAAUGAAUGCCUUUAUUCUACUUGACCUUAUUCUAAAUCUCUAAUCUUACCUAAUACCUAAACCUAACAACUACCUUACUAACUAUUAAUAAGCAGAAAAUUAAGAAUUUAUUGAGAGAAAUUACAUAGUUAAUAGUUAACAAGUGUAUUUUUUUUGCAAUAAAAUAAUUACUUUUUUAUUUGGCAGCCUUCUAUGAUACCAGGUAAAAACAAAACAGCUGGGAACAAAAACAUUGAAUUGUGCAUACAUUUUACAUAUACUGGGAUUGUAAUUAACACUGGCAAUUUAUUGCAACAUUAGUUUAUAAAUGUCCUUCACAUUAAUAUGUAUGUCUGACUAAAGCAUAAAGAUAUGUGAACUGUGACCCUCAUAAUCUCUACAGGGACCGAGAAAGGCUGAGAGAUCAUGCAGAUUGUCUGUUUCAGAGCUAAUUGAAAGAUAAUAAACCAAUCCAAUUGUGUUUUGAAUACCAGCAAAAUAUUGUGCAAGCUGGUGGAGUGAGGCGAGAUUGAAAGAAGAAGAAAAAAGAGCUAAUAUAAAGAGAGAGAGGAGGCAGAUAGAGAAGCGGUCACAGCAUUUCCUCAGUGUGCUGUUCAGCGGACAUCUGUGCUGAGGCGGUGAGCUCACCAUGCAGACUGCAGAUUUAUUCAACGGUAGUAGCCUUUCAAACAAACAUGAGUACUGCUCUGCAGGCUACAGGCCUUCUUUCAUUUUCUCAUGUAUACAUACACACAUACAGUGGCCCUGACAGGUAUUUGGACAUUUUUCGGACGUUUAAUUUACACAGUGGCAAAAAAAUAAAAAAAUAAAAAGACAAUAACUGGCA